UAUGAUUUCAAAUUAAAGACUGAAGGUCAAAUGAGAUCAAUGAGGUUUAAACGUAUCUAAUAUCGUCUAAUUAUAAAUUCGUCUAGUAAUUUGUAUAUAGUGGAAAAGAAAAUGGUGAAUUUUUAUGUCACAAGAUAUUGCUUUAUUAUUUUUCAAUUUUGAAGAUUUCGAAUCGAAAACAAAAUAGAUAAAAAAAGAAGUAAUAUUUUCGUUAAGAAUAAAAAUUAUUUGGGAUAUUUUACAAGAAUUCAGGAGAAAAAUCGACAUUGGAUUUCAAAAAUCGAGGCUGGUGUUUCCAAAAGAAUAUAUCAUUAAAGAAAAUUCAAUAUUGAUAAAGAAGUGAACCAAAUAGAAUGACAAGUACAAAUUCUCAAAUUGUGUCAUUCGCCAACAGUUAUUUCACACUUGCAGAUGGUCUUGCUACUGGAUUGGAAGAUUAUCUAGCCGACAAUGUUAUACUCGUUUGGUUUGAUAAAACAAUUAAGGGCAAAAGGAGUGUGAAUAGUUUUUUGAAAUAUCAUAAAGUAAAUUCAAGACAUAUUUUUAAUGAUAUUGUACCAACUGAUACCAUCGAUUACAAGAAACGCAAAUCGAAUAGGAAACACAAUCAUUCGACAGAUUCGAAUGAAACGAAAAGUUCAAAUAGCUCAAGUGAAAAUAUUGAUAAUUCAAUGCAUUCAAUUGAUAGCGAAGGGAAUAUUGUAAAAGAAGAAGAAGAAGGAAAUUCUUAUGAAUUGAGUUAUGGUGAUCUUAAUCAACUUUUUAAACUCGAUAUUGCACCAACAAUUGCUUCAGAAAUAGAAGAUAGUAUUGAAAAAAUUAAACAAUUAAAAGUAGAAGAAAAUGCAAAUACAACGGAGGAACAAGGACUAAGCAAUAGAUUUAAAAAGGCAAUUCAAGUCGAGGGAAUUCAAUUUCUUCGAGCUAAUGGUGAACUUCGUUUGUGGAAGAAACGUAAAGGCAAAAAUGUUUAUGACUCAGUACCAACAUCAGCAAGUGUUUGGAGAAGACCCUGCAAUUUACAAAUUGCAUAUUCCCUUAUAAAAUCAAAAGCCAAAGUCUCGAAUAUUAAUGUCGAGAAUAAUUCCAAAUCGUCAUCGUUCAAAUUUCAAAACAGUGGAUUACUGAGUUUUGAUGAAAUAAGUGAGUUAAGCAAUCAUUUAGUACCAAAUGUAAAUAAUUUUGGGGGUUAUCUACGUAAUAGAAAUUUUUGUGAGGAUAGAGAUAAUUUUUUAAAAAGUUUCGGUGAGGAAAUAGCAAAAACUGAAUCGGAACAUCAUCGCUAUGUUCCGGAAUAUGUAGGAAAUAAACUUGUGUUUCGUAAGACAAAUAAUACCGAUUGCGAGGAAUCAAAUGAUUUUGUAUUCAAUCAUCAAAUUCAUAUGAUUAUCUAUAAGGGUGAUCGUAUUAAAAAGAAAAAUUAUUCUAAAGAUUCUGUUAAAAAGUCGAUUGAAGAAUCUAUUGAAGAAUCUAUAGAAGAAUCAGUUGAAAUGUCUGAAGAAUCUAUUAAAAUGGAAUAAUUUUUUUUAAAUUAGUUUUGUAACGGCUGGAUCCGUUAAGAUUUAUAUAUUUUUUUAUUUUGUUUUCAAAUUAUUUGAUUUUAGUUUUUGUUUAUUUAUCUAGAAAGAGAAUAUCUAUUUUAUUAAUUUAAGUUGAAAAUCUAUUUUUUAAAAACAAAAAAUAAGAUAUUUAACUCUAUUACUUACUUAUUUCUCCUGAAGCUGGUAAAUCUUCUAUGAGAUCGGAAUAAUUAAAUUUUCCUAAAGUAUUCAUUGUCCUCGCAAUCGGUAACGAUAUCUGAAAAAAAAGUGAAGAUGUCAUCAGUUACGUUAAUAUUAAUAUAAAAUAAUUAUAUACUCUCCAAGAGUUAUUUAAGUUUAGUUUUUGAAAAAAAACAGUAUGAAAAUAAAUUGAUUUAUUAAUUCUAAUAACAAUUAUAGAACUAUCAAUUUUGAAUAACAAAUUAAUGAAACGUGAGGAUAAAAACAAAAUUACGGUUCAUGAUUCAGGUAGUUGUCGAGUCGAGUAAAAAAUCUUUGACUUAAUGACAUAUCACAUUGACGUAUACAUUUAAAGAUAGUGUUAUAUUUAUUUUCUUACUGCAAAAUUCUUUUUUUUUCUUUGCAAAAUUAUGGAAUUCAUUAAAUUUAAUUGUAAGUCGCAAUUUAUUUACGUAAAAAAAGUGAUAUACUUUUAGAACCAUACAAUUCGUCAGAAUUCUUCGUUUAUUUUUAAAUAAGGAAAAUAAUGAUUAAUGGCGAAUUUUUAUACUUCGCCGAAAGUAUUAAAAAAAACAAUAAAUUUUCUUUUAAUACAAGA
Molecule: messenger RNA, 2319 nt
Organism: Leptopilina boulardi
Lineage: Eukaryota; Metazoa; Arthropoda; Insecta; Hymenoptera; Figitidae
Exons: 5
Coding region: 354-1520 (388 amino acids)
Source: RefSeq, a predicted model, not a curated record